AUGAGUCCCAGCAGAGAUCUGUGUGUGUGAGAGGAACUAGUUUCCUACAUUAUUACAUUAAUUACUUUCCUACCUUUUGUCCUGUUUUCAGUAAUAUUUUGAUGUUUGUUUUGUGCUUUUUUUCUCUGGGUGGUGAGGAAAAACUCCCUGAAGAAGAAACCUUGAGAGGAACCAGGCUCAGAACCAUAUCCUCAUCUGGGUGACACUGGACACUAAAUAAUGUAAAUGUCCAUUCUUCAACAGAAGCUGAGAGCUCCUGAGGGACUAACAGGAGACUCAAGGAAGUUUGACCCAGAUUUUAAAGGCCCGAUUCAGAACAGAAGCUGCACUGAUGUCCUGUGUUGUCUCCUCUUCAUCCUGGCACUGCUGGGGUACUUUGUGGUGGGAAUUCUGGCCUGGUCUCAGGGAGAUCCUCGGAAGGUGAUUUACCCCACAGACAGCAGGGGGCAGUUCUGUGGGCAGCAGGGCACCUCACUAGAGAAAAAGCCUCUGCUGUUUUACUUCAACAUUCUGAAGUGUGGGAGUCCACUAGUGCUGCUGGAGUUCCAGUGUCCUACCACACAGGUCUGUGUAGAGAAGUGUCCAGAUCGUUUCCUGACCCUGGUGAAGGCGAAGCUGAAUGCUCUGGACAUACAGUAUUACUCACAGUUCUGUAAGGAGGGCGUUGACCUUACACGGCCUGCUCCGGAGCUUCUGCGGGACAGGGCUUGUCCAGCUAUGAUCUUCCCCAGCAAGCCAUUUACACGCCGAUGUCUCCCGGCUUUGGAGACGAGAAAAGGUGGAGUUGUUGUCAUCGGCAACAAGACGACUUUCACAGAUGGAAACAACACGAAUGUAAACACCACUGACCUGUUAGAGGCAUCAAAGAAGUCGAACAUUGUGAUGGAGGCGCGGCAGGUGUUCAUGAGGAUCUUUGAGGAUUACACUCAGUCCUGGCACUGGAUCCUGCUUGGGUUGGUGGUAGCGAUGGUGCUCAGUCUGCUGUUCAUCGUGUUGUUGCGGUUCUUAGCGGGGGUGAUGGUGUGGGUGAUGAUCUUCAUGGUUCUGCUGGUUAUUGCAUACGGAAUAUUCCACUGUUAUAUGCAGUACGUGCAGUUUAAGGGUCAGCCUGGCGCAGACGUGUCCAUCACAGAUCUGGGUCUGCAGACAGACUUCACCGUGUAUCUGCAGCUGCAGCAGACGUGGCUCGCCUUCAUGAUCAUCUUGUGUAUUUUGGAGGUCAUCAUCUUCCUCCUGCUCAUCUUCCUCAGGAAACGUAUCAGGAUCGCCAUUGCUUUGAUUAAAGAGGCCAGCAGGGCGGUGGGUCAUGUGAUGUCAUCACUGUUCUACCCGCUGCUGACCUUUGCCCUUUUGGCUCUGGUGAUUGCGUACUGGGCAGUUACAGCAGUGUUUCUGUCCACAUCCAGCUCUGCGGUGUAUAAAGUGUUUAACAGCAGCGAGUGUGAGUUCAGCAGGCAGAGAUGUGACCCUGAGACAUUUAACAGCUCCAACAUCUCCUCGCUGUGUCCAGACGCCGAGUGUAUGUUUGCCUUUUAUGGAGGUGAGACGUUCUAUCACAGGUACCUGAUCCUGUUCCAGUUCUAUAACCUCUUCCUCUUCUUCUGGUGUGUGAACUUCGUGGUGGCCUUGGGCCAUGUGACCCUGGCUGGAGCCUUCGCCUCCUACUACUGGGCCUUUAAGAAACCUGAUGAUAUCCCAGCAUUCCCCAUCUUCAGCUCGCUCGGCCGUGCUCUCAGAUAUCACACAGGGUCUCUGGCAUUUGGUUCUCUCAUUCUGGCGAUUGUUCAGGUGAUCAGAGUCACGCUGGAGUACCUCGAACACAAACUGAAAGGAGCUGAGAACAGAUUUGUGAAGUUUUUGCUCCGCUGCCUAAGCUGCUGCUUCUGGUGUUUGGAGAAGUGUAUUAGAUUCAUCAACAGAAACGCCUAUAUCAUGGUGGCGAUUUAUGGUAAGAACUUCUGCACGUCUGCUAAAGACGCCUUCUUCCUGCUCAUGAGGAACAUUGUCAGGGUGGCCGUUUUGGACAAAGUCACUGACUUCCUGUUGUUUCUGGGGAAACUGCUGAUUGUAGGGAUUGUAGGAAUCGGCUCCUUCUUCUUCUUCUCUGGGAGAAUUAAGGCUGUUGAGGAAGCAGCACCUUCAUUAAACUACUACUGGGUACCUAUACUGACAGUGGUGUUUGGGACGUAUUUGAUCGCUCAUGGUUUCUUCAGUGUUUAUGCAAUGUGUGUGGACACACUGUUCCUCUGCUUCUGUGAGGAUCUGGAGAGGAAUGAUGGCUCCACCGAGCGGCCGUACCUCAUGUCCCCUGAGCUGCAUGACAUUCUAUCUGUUAGCAAAGUGAUAGAGGAGGAAGACAGGGGAGAAGAUGAAGAAGUGGCACUUCAGGAAAACGGAGAAGUGCAGCUCAAACAGCAGGAGACACUCAAAAAUGAAAACGAGGAAGAAACACCACUAAUGCAAGAGACAGUGUUAAAGCAGGAAGUAACACUAACACAGGAAGUAACACUAACACAGGAAGUGCCACUAAAACAGGAAGUAAUGCUAACACAGGAAGUGCCCCUAAAACAGGAAGAAACACUAACACAGGAAGUGCCACUAACACAGGAAGUGGCAGAAAAGCAGGAAACACUGGCAGUGCAGGAGACGACACAGAAGGAAGAAGCGGAACUAACGCAGGAUGCUAUCACAGUAAAGGAGGAAAAAAAAGAAGUACAGGAAGUAGUGAUGACAAAUCCUCAAAACGCAGUGCAGCAAAACGGAAUACACGAGGACGAGGUGCAGGAGACCAAGCAGUCACAAGAAGAAGAAGAAGAACAGCAGGAACCUGAAGCAGCAAAGCCUCAAGAGAACGGUCCUCAGGAGAGUGAGACUCCGCUAACGCCUCAGAACGAGUGAGGUGACCUAGCGAGAGCCACCGGCGUGUUCUGACAAACACUCGUGUAAAAUUAACACAUUCGCACGUAGCACGAUGUAAAUAAACCUCAACAUGUCUCAUUCUCAUAACUAACCAUUCUCACGCAUUCAUAACUAACUGGCUAGUCAAGUUAAACUAACUAAUGCUAACUAGCACUAGUGAGGGAGUCAAAGUAAAAAAAUAUCCUUAAAACCAGCAGCAUUGAGCCGUAACAAGGUCACGACCCCAAACACAGCAAAAAGGCGUGUCACAAUUAGACCAAUCACAGGUGGGGGGCAGGGUUAGAUACACUGUUUCAUUAGUUUCUUGCUUCUCUUAGCCUGGAGACAUGCAACUGGUUUGAAGUGUUUGUUGUUGUUGUAAUUGUUAUUGUCAGGAGGUCAGGAGUGAACUGUAACCAUGGUAACGACUGUCCAUUUGUCGGUCAGUGAGCGCUGCUGUAACUCUUACACAGAGCAGUGAAGAUGGAAGUGUUCACGACAGCCAUGUUCCCAGUUCCAUUCAGUCCGCCAUCUUUGUCUCCAGGCUGAUUGGAAUUGUGGGAUUGUUGUUUCCAUGGAGACGCUCUCUCUACGCUUCUGAACAAAACAUGAUAAUAUUUCUUAUUAAAUUUUGCUGUAUAUUCUAGACAUGAUAAUCAGCAUGUGUGUGUGUGUGUUGUUCAGGAAUGCACUAGCGGUGUAGCAUUUUCGAUUACAAAUUCAGAACAAAAGCUUGUGAAAUGAUUUGAGAUGAAAACAGUGUGUAAACGUUUACUCUGUGGCACUUGUCUUCGUCCUCCUGACGUCAUAAAUACAGAUAAAUAUGUAAAUGCUGUUAAAUAUUGGGCUAAUGGUUUGCUAAAGCUAGCUAACUUAAAUUAGCAUGUUGUUAAACAAGCUAAAGAGAACUUGCUAGCUAGCGACUAGCCAUAACAAACCAGAUGAUAGCUAGCUGAGUAGCUGCUGUCAUGCUAGUUAUAAAACAGCGUAAUAAAUAAACAUAACUUCCAUGUUGCCAGGAGGCACAGCCACACCCACUGCCAUAACCGCCUACUUGACCACGCCCACUACAGUGAAUGUGAUUGUUCUGCCUUUUCUCUUUUUCUACCUCUCUCUUGGUUUUCUAUCUUUGUACGUUGUUCAUUGUGACUUUCAGUGAAUAAACUGUUGCCUGCUUCAACUCUU
Molecule: messenger RNA, 4083 nt
Organism: Hemibagrus wyckioides
Lineage: Eukaryota; Metazoa; Chordata; Actinopteri; Siluriformes; Bagridae
Gene: slc44a2
Product: solute carrier family 44 member 2
Exons: 22
Coding region: 226-2898 (890 amino acids)
Biological process (GO): choline transport; transmembrane transport
Cellular component (GO): membrane
Molecular function (GO): choline transmembrane transporter activity
Source: RefSeq, a predicted model, not a curated record